This is a messenger RNA of Camelina sativa (false flax), 1396 nucleotides long. RefSeq names its product phosphatidylglycerophosphate phosphatase PTPMT2-like. Gene Ontology annotation, molecular function: phosphoprotein phosphatase activity. The record is from RefSeq and is a predicted model, not a curated record. Lineage: Eukaryota; Viridiplantae; Streptophyta; Magnoliopsida; Brassicales; Brassicaceae. Gene Ontology annotation, biological process: protein dephosphorylation.
UAAAAAAGAGCUACCUUACAAAAAAUUACUAACAAAAUACUCCAGAAAAGAUUUCAUCUGGUGAGCCUCUCUGUCUGGGUUUGUUGAGAAAAUCAAGAAAAGAUUACAACUUUGAAGAAGAAGAGCAGAUCGAAAUCCAACCCAGCUAGGUUUCCACCAAAUUUUUGGUCUUUACAGAGUUGAAUCGAACUGGUAAUUUUGUUUCCCUGAGGAGGAUUGAAUUCUAGGGUUUGUUUACCCAUUUCUUCGAUCUUCAAGGAAUCGGGGAUAGUAAAAUUUUGUACCUUUGGGGGAGGGAAACAUGUACAUCGAAGAAUUGAAGGAGGAAGGCGACGAGAUUCUUAUUAGCGAAAGCAAUCCAAAGGAAUCGAUAGGACUAGGAGGGGUUGUGUCGAGUACAAGUAGUGAUUUAGGUGUUUGGAAUGCGAAACGUGCUCUCGUUGGAGCUGGCGGUCGCGCACUAUUCUACCCAACAUUGAUAUACAACCUUCUUAGGAACAUGCUUCAGUCAGAAUUCCGAUGGUGGGAUCAGGUCGAUGAGUAUGUUUUGCUUGGUGCUGUGCCUUUCCCCACUCAUGUUCCACUCCUCAAGGAACUUGGUGUAUAUGGCGUGAUUACCCUCAACGAGCCUUUUGAGACUUUGGUUCCCUCAUCUCUCUAUCAUGCUCAUGGUAUCAAGCAUCUUGUGAUUCCGACUAGAGAUUAUCUCUUUGCUCCAUCUAUCACUGAUAUUUGCCAAGCUGUGAAUUUUAUUCACGAGAAUGCGUCAAGUGGCAAGACUACUUAUGUUCACUGCAAGGCUGGUCGGGGACGCAGUACGACCAUUGUUCUCUGUUACCUGGUUAAAUACAGGGAUAUGACACCUGAGUGUGCUUAUGAGUACAUUCGGUCCAUAAGGCCCCGGGUCUUACUUGCUUCUGCUCAGUGGAAGGCUGUUAAGGAGUUCUACAGUUCCAGAAUGGCAAGGAAGGCAAAAGAAAGCAACCUGGUUGUGAAGCGAACAAGCUUAAGAAGUGCGGCUGAGAAACAGUUGUUGUCAGUUUUUGAUGAUGGGUCGGUAGUGGUGGUAACUGAGUCAGAUCUGGCUGGGUAUGAUGAGCCUCAAAACAUAGGCGGUGAUGCUUCAUCCGUGGAUGUGUUGCCAGAGUUGAGUUUGGCUUGCAAGGUCCACUAUGCAAGCCAAGCUGCAUUUGCCCGGAUCUCUUGCUUAUGGCUCAAAUCACCAAGGAGACAAGUCCAUGUUGAUCAGUUGCAAAGUCUUGGUGUCAACAUCAAAGUCUGUUAAAGAGGUGAUACUCAUCUUGAGGCAUACUGUAUGUACUUGUAUCCAUAUUCCAUUGUACAAAACAUUGAAAUAUUCAUUUACAAUGGCAAAAUUAUUUAAGAUGACUCAAAA